Molecule: messenger RNA, 2148 nt
Organism: Pistacia vera
Lineage: Eukaryota; Viridiplantae; Streptophyta; Magnoliopsida; Sapindales; Anacardiaceae
Product: abscisic acid 8'-hydroxylase CYP707A1-like
Exons: 10
Coding region: 434-1879 (481 amino acids)
Biological process (GO): sterol metabolic process
Molecular function (GO): heme binding; (+)-abscisic acid 8'-hydroxylase activity; iron ion binding
Source: RefSeq, a predicted model, not a curated record
AGUGCACCAAAAAGCUUUGGGACCCAUGAUCGGGAGAGUUCCCCGUCUGCACAAACAAUAAGUAAGCGUGUCCGUACACACCAGCAAAUAUGGGUCUCACGCCAAAACAGUGAUGACCAGAGCAGCCAUCCUAUCUCGGAGAUCCUAAGAAUUUUAUCGUUGUGGAUACAGGGAAUGAUCAUAGAGGUUUAAGUGAGAACUGGAACCAUGGAUGGAGAAAAUGGUGUGCGUAUGAAUAUAACUGUAUAUUUAUACUGCGCCAAAAGUGACGUAUACAUUUUCUUUUAUCUUUAUCCUGCCGUGAUUUAGCUCUAUAUAAAGAAUCUGCUUGUCCCUCCAAUGACUCGAGACACCACAGCGCAAAUCUUACAUUUAACCUCAGGCUAACUCAACUCACUCACCUCUGACAAAGAGAGAGCUGGAAGACAGAGAGAUGGUUGGAAGUUUGGUUUUUGUUUUCAUAUUUCUCUUUUCUCUAACAUCAUAUUUAUCCUUAAGAAGGGAGAAGAGAGAACCACAAAGAAGAGCUAAGCUUCCUCCAGGUUCAAUGGGAUGGCCUUUCAUAGGAGAGACUCUUCAACUGUAUUCUCAAGACCCUAAUGUCUUCUUUGCUUCCAAACAAAAAAGGUACGGAGAAAUUUUCAAGACUCAUAUUCUCGGCUGCCCGUGUGUUAUGUUGGCUAGCCCUGAGGCUGCUCGCUUUGUAUUGGUGACACAAUCUCGUUUGUUCAAACCCACGUAUCCAAAGAGCAAAGAACGUUUGAUCGGUCCCUCUGCACUCUUUUAUCACCAGGGAGACUACCAUCUUCGUCUAAGGAAGUUGGUUAAAGGAUCCUUGAGCCUUAAUGCAAUUCGUAACUUGGUUUCACAUAUUGAAACGGCAGCAGUUUCCGCCCUAGACUCGUGGGACGGCGGGCGUGUCAUUAACACGUUUCAGGAAAUGAAAAAGUUCUCGUUUGAAGUAGGUAUACUAGCGAUUUUCGGACAUUUGAAGGACCAUUACAAAGAAGAGCUCAAGAAAAACUACUGCAUACUUGACAAAGGCUACAAUUCGUUUCCUACAAACAUCCCUGGAACUCCUUACAAAAAGGCCUUACUGGCAAGAAAAAGACUAAGUCAAAUAUUGAGUGAUAUUAUUCGUGAAAGGAAGGAGAAUGGAUUAGUUGAAAAGGAUCUCUUGGGUUGUUUGUUGAACUCCAAAAAUGAAAAGGGAGAAGCACUUACUGAUGACAAAAUAGCAGAUAACACAAUCGGAGUGCUUUUUGCUGCUCAAGACACUACAGCUAGUGCACUGACAUGGAUUGUGAAGUACCUCCAUGACAACCCGAAACUUCUAGAGACUGUAAAGGCUGAACAGAAGGCCAUCCAUAAAUUAAAUGAAGAAGGUAAACAACCGUUAAGCUGGUCUCAAACGAGAAAAAUGCCAGUCACUACCAAGGUUAUAUUAGAGAGUUUAAGAAUGGCAAGCAUUAUAUCCUUCACCUUUCGAGAAGCAGUGGCUGAUGUAGAAUACAAAGGGUACCUGAUUCCAAAAGGAUGGAAAGUGAUGCCUUUGUUCAGGAACAUUCAUCACAAUCCAGAAUUUUUUCCUGAUCCUCAAAAAUUUGAUCCUUCAAGAUUUGAGGUUGCGCAAAAACCCAACACAUUUACGCCAUUUGGAAGUGGAGUACAUUCCUGUCCUGGAAAUGAGCUUGCCAAGCUGGAGAUGCUUGUCAUGACCCACCAUUUGGUCUCCAAGUUCAGGUGGGAAGUGAUAGGAUCCAAAAAUGGGAUUCAGUAUGGUCCAUUCCCAAUCCCUCAACAAGGACUUCCUGCUAGAUUUUGGAAAGAAUUUACAAGCCGAAAGGAAUCACGGGUGCCUACCCACUCUAGAUUUUAGUCUCUACCAAUACUCUUCAUUAUUUUUUGCCAAGCAAUUUUCAUUGUAUUAAAGAGGUUAGAUCAUCCCCUUCAAGCAUUUGGGGAUAGAAUUAGAGGAUGAUUGCUUUUCUCCUCUUUUUUAUCUUAUCCCGUUGUCUUAUCUCUUUCACCCGUGCAACGUGCACUUUUGUAACCUCAAUUUGUAUGUGUAAUGUAUAAUAAAAGAAAAGGUUCUAAUGGACCAAGCUAAUGUUAUAACGAGUGUUUCUCGGACAAAGAAUCAAAGAG